AGAUCAGAGAGUCACUGCUGCUCCCCUUCAAAAGAAACGACUCCACUCCACUUUUUUCAGAAUCCAGAGGAAGUGGACAGAGUGUCACAGCAGCACAGCACACCAUGUGGUGGAGAGUGGUUAGCUGGCUGGCCUGGGUCCCCUUGCAAGAAGCCUUUCUGACUAACCACGUGGAGACCAUCACAGUGGAGGAAGGCCACACGCUCACGCUCAACUGUAGCACUUCUCUGAAGCAACCUGCCCCCAUCCAGUGGCUGGCCCCCUCAGGCUUCACCAUUUUUUUAGAUGACCAUUCUGCUUUAAAGAAUUCUAAAUACCAGCUUCUUCAGCACUCGACCAACCAGCUGUCCAUCAGCGUGUCUAACAUCACGCUGCAGGAUGAAGGCGUGUACAAGUGUUUGCAUUACAGUAACCCUGUGAGAACAAAGGAAGUGAAAGUCAUUGUGCUGGCAAUUCCUUCUAAACCAACCUUGGAGGCUUCAGUGCUCAGAGGGCAAAACGGAGAGGAAGGUGUUGUACUCAAGUGCUCCACCGCGAGAAGCAAGCCCCCUCCCCAGAUAACCUGGAAAGUUGGGAACAGCUUGGAGUUGUAUGGCAGAACUCACCAUGACUUUGAAAUGAAUGGUAAAACAUGUAACACCACCAGCAUGCUCAGAGUCUACACAUACAGCAAAACUUCAACAGUGGACUGCAUUGUCCGACACAAAGGCCUGCAAGGGAGAAAUCUGGCAGCAUCCUUCCAGUUUGAAGAUUGGGUUGCAGAUCAAGAGGCAGCUUCCGAUGUCCCGGAGAAGAGCUCGCUGUCCUCCCCGGGAACUCAGCCUCCCACGCCCACUAGCGCUGUCUCAGUCAUGGAAAAUUCUAGUACCUCAGAGACUGACAAGGAAGAGAAAGAAAAAAACACUCAGAGCCCUGACUUGACCUCUGAAAUGAAUUCUCAGUACAUAGGAUUGGUGAGGAAGAGAAGCGGCAUCCUGCUGCUCACUCUCGUGUCCUUCCUCAUUUUCAUCCUCCUCAUCAUAGUCCAACUCUUCAUAAUGAAGCUGCGGAAAGCUCACGUGAUAUGGAAAAAAGAAAAUGAAAUUUCAGACCACACGGUAGAAAGUUAUAGGUCACGAUCAAACAACGAAGAAACAUCUUCCCAAGAGAAAAAUGGCCAAGCUUCUCAUCCUAAGAGUUGCAUGAGCUACAUCACACAGUUGUACACACAAGCGAAAGCAAAGAGGAAAGAAAGUGCACAACAUUCAACAUUAGAAGAAAAACACUCUCCUAUACCAGAGAAUAUUGUGUAGUGCUCCCUGCAGAAAAUGCCAUUUCAGGGCAGCCACACCCUCCGUGGAGCAGCCUGUGGGAAGGAGCGGAAUGACUCUGACAUGAAAAGUGCCCUUCGAGUGCAAUGCAAGAAAGUGACCUCUGAUGAUACUCUUCCCCAGAGCCAGUGCAGCAACAGGACAAAUCUGUGGACACAAGGCUUGGAGUUUAUUUAAAAAAAAAAAAAAGGAAAGAAAGAGAAGGGGGAAAAAGAACCUAUUAUGCCUGAUGCUACUUCAGAGCAGGAAGACACUACCAGGCCCAGGUCAGUGUGACCACAGAACAUUCUCCUUGGAAGGGAACAGGGUGUUUUUUGCUUUGUUGUUUCGUCUUGUUUUUAAGAUGCUAGGCUCCAGUGGAGCUACUUAAAAUUGUUCUUGUUAAAAAAUCUCUUGAAGGUAGUGUGGCACAACAAGCCAGGGCCCUGCUGCAGGUGCCUACGUCCCAUGCCAGAGUGCAAAUUUGAAUUCCACCUUUCACUUGCUAUCCAGUUUUUGUGCCUGGAAGGCAACAGAUGAAGGCUUGGGUACUUGGACCCAUGCCUAUCCACCUGCGAGCUCAGGAUGGAGUGCCUGACUCCUGGAUUUAUCCUGGAACAACCCUAGCUCUUGUGGUCAUUUGGGAGUGAACAAAUGGA
This is a messenger RNA of Ochotona curzoniae (black-lipped pika), 1948 nucleotides long. RefSeq names its product cytotoxic and regulatory T cell molecule (gene CRTAM). NCBI's taxonomy places the organism in Eukaryota, Metazoa, Chordata, Mammalia, Lagomorpha, Ochotonidae. Gene Ontology annotation, cellular component: plasma membrane. The transcript is spliced from 10 exons. The record is from RefSeq and is a predicted model, not a curated record. Gene Ontology annotation, biological process: positive regulation of natural killer cell mediated cytotoxicity directed against tumor cell target; detection of tumor cell; cell recognition. Gene Ontology annotation, molecular function: signaling receptor binding. The coding region runs from base 105 to 1292 and encodes 395 amino acids.